Messenger RNA from Magnolia sinica, 873 nucleotides. Its product is annotated as glycine cleavage system H protein, mitochondrial-like. Gene Ontology annotation, cellular component: mitochondrion; glycine cleavage complex; cytoplasm. The transcript is spliced from 4 exons. NCBI's taxonomy places the organism in Eukaryota, Viridiplantae, Streptophyta, Magnoliopsida, Magnoliales, Magnoliaceae. The record is from RefSeq and is a predicted model, not a curated record. Gene Ontology annotation, biological process: glycine decarboxylation via glycine cleavage system; protein lipoylation. The coding region runs from base 99 to 596 and encodes 165 amino acids.
AAAUAACGACCUAUCUUCCUUUGUACCACAAACUUCAAAACCACAAGAGAAGGGAAAAAGAAAAGAAAAGGAAAGAAAAGAAAAGAAAAAGGGAAAUAAUGUCACUGAGAAUGUGGGCAUCUUCAACCGCAAAUGCACUUAGAAUUGCUUCUGGAUCCAAAGCCAGUCUUUCUCCGACGUUUUCCAUCUCUAGAUGCUUCUCUACUGUUUUAGAUGGGUUGAAGUAUUGUUCCUCCCAUGAAUGGGUGAAGCAUGAAGGCUCAGUGGCUACAGUUGGCAUCACAGACCAUGCUCAGCACCAUCUUGGAGAGGUUGUGUUUGUGGAGCUGCCGGAAGCUGGUGGUUCGAUUUCCAAAGGUGGCAGCUUCGGAGCCGUGGAGAGUGUGAAAGCAACCAGUGAUGUUAACUCCCCUGUUUCAGGCGAGAUUGUCGAGGUCAAUACAAAGCUAAGUGAAUCACCUGGUCUGAUCAAUUCAAGCCCAUAUGAGGAGGGAUGGUUGAUCAGGGUCCGUCCGAGCAGCCCAUCAGAAUUGGAUUCCUUAAUGGGUUCGAAGGAAUAUACGAAAUUCUGCGAGGAGGAAGAUGCUGCUCAUUAGGCAGGAAUAUGUUCUAGAGGUUCUAGUCACACUAACUGGUUUUGGGCCUCUCCCUAUGUUGAAAAUCUCAGCCAAUUGAGACUGUAAGGAUUACUGAGUAUUUCCUUGCUUAAAUUAAAAUGUCAGUCAAUCCUUCUUUUCUUUUGUUUUUCUCAGUUACUGCCCUCCUCGCCCUCACUCCUUUUGUUUUGGAUAGCAGAAGCUUCAAGUGUAAUAAAUAACUACUACAAAUCUGUUCACCUUCAUGUAAUUAAAGUCACAUCUCUCUCUCUCUCUC